Molecule: messenger RNA, 2320 nt
Organism: Hyalella azteca
Lineage: Eukaryota; Metazoa; Arthropoda; Malacostraca; Amphipoda; Hyalellidae
Product: arrestin domain-containing protein 4
Exons: 5
Coding region: 1-1212 (403 amino acids)
Biological process (GO): protein transport
Cellular component (GO): cytoplasm
Source: RefSeq, a predicted model, not a curated record
AUGUAUAGAAGGCCAGCAACAAUAGAGACGGGAACCCACGAGUUUGGCUUCGAAUUCAUCCUGCCUGUUGAGGCGCCCUCAUCUUUCGAGAGCCCUCACAGCUACGUUAGGUACAAAGUCAAAGCCCUCGCCAAGCUGCCCUCGGCAUCUGACAAGAAAGCUGAAACUUAUUUCUCCUUCUGCCAGCCCUACGACCUAAACCGCGACCGUGCUGCCCGGGAAUAUUUCGCUCUGCGUAAGGAGCUGAGUUGGGGCCUCAGGCCCCUGAAGCACGGGCCUGUCACGCUGGAUCUGCAGAGCGCCAGCAAAGCGAGCGUCUGUGGGGCGCUGCUGCAGAUCCAGGCCAGCGUCCGCAACGCCGGCCACUCCGACGUCACCGUUAAGGUGGCGAUGAAGCAGAGGCUCGAGUACAUUACCAGUCAUAGAACGAAGUACCAAACGCGCUUGGUAUGGCAAGCAGAUGAUUUCACUUGCCCUCGAGACUCCAGUGACGCUCGUGACUUCGAGUUUGUGAUCCCUUCGUUGGUGCCACACUUACUGACCUGCAAUAUCAUCAGGAUGCGUUAUGUGCUGCAGCUGAAAAGCACCAGCAAGUUGUGCAAGUCAUUAAGAGCGGAGGCUCCAUUCUACCUCGGCACGGUGCCUCUCAUCUCCGAAGAAGAGCUGGCCAGAACUUGGCUGCCAAACACCGAAGGACAGCCAUAUGAGUCUUAUAAUUACCCAGAGAAAUUUGGUUCAGAACAACAAAAGACCGACUCAGAAAAAUGCCCUGGGAAACUCGGUUCAGCAGUACAGCAGGGUGACUCAGAAAAAUACCCUGGGUCACUCGUUUCACAAUCACAGCAUUUUAAAUCAAGCGAAUACCCUGCGAAACUCGGUUCCGAAGAUCAGCGGAACGAUUCAGGCAAAUACCUUGAAGCACUCGGUUCAGAAGAACAGCGGAAUGACUCAGGCAAAUACCUUGAAGCACUCGGUUCAGAAGUAAAGCAGAACGAUCCAGGCAAAUAUCCUGGGGCACUCGGUUCAGAAGAACAGCAGGACGACUCAGGCGAAUACCCAAAGCUACUCUGUGCAGAGGUGCAGAGUGUCUUUGGCAUCCCAGCUAUCGUAGCAGUGGACACUUGCUUCUUCAGUUCUCUGCACAAAACUUUACAACGGCACCGACUUGACACAAAAUGCCCACCCCCAAACUUUAUCGUUCUACCUAAAUAAUAGUGGCGCAAUUGAAACGAAAUAUUUGAAACUUUAUAUGCAGGUAUUUUUUAGUAUGUUGUUGGAGUUCCACGGAAUUGCCAACUCGCUUACAUAAUUAAAACACUUUAGUGCACACCAACACCAAUAACAUACUUUAUGCGAAUAAACUCCAUGGAACGUUAAACCGUAGGUUGUUUCUUUCUGAUCCGUGCUACGAGAUUGAAAUUAACUCCUGAGGUUUGAGCCUAAAUCUUGACGUUUGAGAUUCAGUCUUGGCAUUUGAGGCGUUCCUAAUGAAAGGGAAUAAGAUAAAUAAAUAACAAUCACCUAGACAUUAGAUAUAUUCUACAUUCAUAUCACAUAAUAUAAGUAUUAAAAAACUAUUCCUUAACUAUUAUUUACAAAUUCGCAUUAGAUCCCUGCGGCCUGCACAACACAUACCUGCGGUCCGGCUUUCCAUGCAACAAUAAUCAUGGAACCUUAGCAUUCCGCACAUUUCUGCCGGUAAAGUCUAAACUAAAACGGCAAACAAAAUUUCGAAUAAUGAACAAGUUCUAAAAUGAGCGUUACCGACUCUUAAUGCUAAAUUAAUAAUAUUUGGAGAUUUCAGUCCCUUGCAAUGUAUUUUCAAUUCUCCAGUGUGUCAAAAUCGGUGUUCAAUGUUGAUCGAAAUACAUCAAUGUCUUUCAGCGGAAUUUAUCAACAUGUUUCGGAAAUAUGUUCGUAUUUAAUUCUUUUAUUAUCGAUUAAUUCUUUAUAUAAUUAUCGAUUUAAUUCUUUACAUACUUUGCUGUUCUGUCAUACUAUACGUCAAUUUGGCUCUAGAAUAUGCUUGAUGAACAUUUUAAAUUUUUAGAAAAAUCAGUUUUAAAGGAAUUUUUUGUAAACGUUUUCGCGCAUAAUUAAGAAUAUACCAAAAAUCACAAAAUGGUAGCUUCAAAAGUUGACAACCUCCCAUUUUAAUCAUGUAUGUGCAAAUGUUAUUAGAAUAAUUGAUAUAUGUUCGCUUUUCUGCCAAAGAGAUGAAAGGGAAUAAAAAAUGGUCAUGUAUUAUUUAGCAGAAACUGAAAAUCGUUGAUUUUAAAAGAAUGAAAAAAUAUUUUGUAACAAAACUUAAUGUAAACCG